GAAGGCGGCCGGAGCAGGAAGAGCAGCCGAGAGGCGGCUGAGUCGGGGGUGGCCGAGGGAAGGAGACAGCUCCAAGGGGUGGAGGUGGCGCCGGGAGCAGGAUGCGGGUCCAGUCGGGGCUGACGCUGCUGCUCUGUGCGGUGCUGCUGGGUCCGGCCGUGACGUCCUCGGACGAAGAAGGCAGCCAGGAUGAAUCCUUAGAUUCUAAGUCUGUGCCACCGGAUGAGUCCGUAAAGGACCAUGCCACUGCAGGCAGAGUAGUCGCCGGUCAGAUAUUUCUCGAUCCAGAGGAGUCAGAAUUGGAAUCCCCUGUUCAAGAAGAGGAAGACAGCCUCAAGAACCAGGAGGGAGAAAGUGUCACAGAAGAAAUGAACUUUCUAGAAUCUCCAAAUCCAGAAAUUAAGGAAUAUGAAGAACCAAAAAAAGUGCGGAAACCAGCUUUGACAGCCAUUGAAGGCACAGCGCACGGGGAGCCCUGCCACUUCCCCUUUCUGUUCCUGGAUAAGGAAUAUGAUGAAUGUACAUCCGAUGGGAGGGAAGAUGGCCGACUGUGGUGUGCCACAACCUACGACUACAAAGCAGAUGAGAAGUGGGGCUUUUGUGAAACUGAAGAAGAGGCUACUAAGAGACGACAGAUGCAGGAGGCAGAAAUGAUGUAUCAGACUGGAAUGAAAAUCCUCAACGGAAGCAGUAAGAAAAACCAGAAAAGAGACGCGUAUCGGUAUCUUCAGAAGGCAGCAGGCAUGAACCACACCAAGGCCCUGGAGAGAGUGUCUUAUGCCCUUCUCUUUGGUGAUUACCUGCCACAGAACAUCCAAGCAGCUAAAGCGAUGUUUGAGAAACUGACCGAGGAAGGCUCUCCCAAAGGACAAACUGCUCUUGGCUUUCUGUAUGCUUCUGGACUUGGUGUUAAUUCAAGUCAGGCAAAGGCCCUUGUAUAUUACACCUUUGGAGCUCUGGGGGGCAAUCUUAUAGCACACAUGGUUUUGGGUUACAGGUACUGGGCUGGCAUCGGAGUCCUCCAGAGCUGUGAAUCUGCCCUGACUCAUUAUCGGCUUGUUGCCAAUCAUGUUGCUAGUGACAUUUCGCUAACAGGAGGCUCGGUAGUGCAGAGAAUACGGCUGCCCGAUGAGGUAGAAAAUCCAGGAAUGAACAGUGGGAUGCUGGAAGAAGAUUUGAUUCAGUAUUACCAGUUUCUAGCUGAAAAGGGUGAUGUGCAAGCACAGGUUGGCCUGGGACAGCUGCACCUGCAUGGAGGGCGUGGAGUGGAACAAAAUCACCAGAGAGCAUUUGACUACUUCAACUUGGCAGCUAAUGCUGGCAAUUCGCAUGCUAUGGCUUUCUUGGGAAAGAUGUAUUCCGAGGGAAGCGAUAUUGUGCCUCAGAGUAAUGAGACGGCGCUCCACUAUUUCAAGAAAGCUGCUGACAUGGGCAACCCAGUUGGACAGAGUGGGCUUGGAAUGGCCUACCUCUACGGGAGAGGAGUUCAAGUUAAUUAUGACCUGGCACUGAAGUAUUUCCAGAAAGCUGCUGAACAAGGCUGGGUGGAUGGGCAGCUGCAGCUUGGUUCCAUGUACUACAAUGGCAUUGGAGUUAAGAGAGAUUAUAAACAGGCCCUCAAGUAUUUUAACUUAGCUUCUCAAGGAGGCCAUAUCUUGGCUUUCUAUAACUUGGCACAGAUGCAUGCCAGUGGCACUGGUGUGAUGCGGUCCUGUCACACAGCAGUGGAGUUGUUUAAGAAUGUGUGUGAACGAGGCCGUUGGUCAGAGCGGCUUAUGACUGCCUACAACAGCUACAAAGAUGGGGACUACAAUGCUGCGGUGAUCCAGUACCUCCUGCUGGCCGAACAGGGCUACGAAGUGGCACAAAGCAACGCGGCCUUUAUCCUCGAUCAAAGAGAAGCCACUAUUGUAGGUGAGAAUGAAACUUAUCCCAGAGCUUUGCUCCAUUGGAACAGAGCUGCCUCGCAAGGCUAUACAGUGGCUAGAAUUAAGCUGGGAGACUACCACUUCUAUGGAUUCGGCACGGAUGUGGAUUACGAGACCGCCUUCAUCCACUACCGGCUAGCUUCCGAGCAACAGCACAGCGCACAAGCGAUGUUCAACCUGGGAUACAUGCAUGAGAAAGGACUGGGCAUUAAACAGGACAUUCACCUCGCCAAGCGUUUUUAUGACAUGGCCGCUGAGGCCAGCCCCGACGCGCAGGUCCCCGUCUUCCUGGCUCUCUGCAAGCUGGGCGUGGUCUAUUUCUUGCAGUAUAUACGAGAAACAAAUAUUCGAGAUAUGUUCACCCAUCUGGAUAUGGACCAGCUGUUGGGACCAGAGUGGGACCUUUACCUCAUGACCGUCAUUGCGUUGCUCCUGGGAACAGUCAUAGCGUACAGGCAGAGGCAGCACCAGGACAUGCCCGGGCCCCGGCCCCCUGGGCCCCGGCCAGCGCCGCCCCAGCAGGAGGGGGCAGCACAGUGACGGACACUGUUCCCAGCCUCAGUCAGCCUGCGCUGAGAACACUUCGGUUUGGCUUAGGACUUUGGAUCAGUGGCCCCUCCUGGAAGAAGCACCAAAAGCGUGAAAUUCUAAAGCUGCUUGGAAUCUGAUGCCUUUAUUUUCAGGGAUGAGUAACUCUCACCUAAACUAAGUUGAAUGUUUGUCUCAGUGCCAUAUGGAAUAACAGCUCUCCGUGGCUUUCCUCUUUCCUUUUGUUUUCCAUUGGAAACAUGAAAGACACUCAAAGUGACGUUCGCUGCAUCCAGCUCUCUUUCUCGGAUCCUGCCAUUCUGGUGUGCGUAAGUUCUUACGCCAUCUUUGAAGUCUUGUGCAUUGACAGUAAAAACCGAUCUGAUCGGCAUAAAAAGGAAAGCCCAAUUCAUUGCAGAUUUAACCUUAAAGAUAUUUGAAAGUCUAAAAACAGAAUCGAUUUUUUAAGUUACAAGAAAAAAAAGGGCUUUGGAACUGUGGUAAAUGAGAAACUUUGGCUAGUGCUGAUGCAGUAUAUGUAUUCUGCAUAUUUGUUAUUUUAAAAAGUUUGAGAGGUUUCUUCCUAUUGGUGAUUGUCCUACUUAAUACUGUACGUCUUGUACUUCCCUCCUUCAAAGACUGAGAGGUGUAGUUAAUGAAUUCUGUGUGAACCUCACCUCUUUGAAAUGAGAAAUGUGUAAGACUGUGUGACUCCUUGCACUAACAUGUGAAUUAGCACACCUACUCUCUGUAAUGAGCUUGUUCGGAGUAUGUAGAGCCUUGACGCAAAGCCAGAGGACGGACUGACUCAAUGGGAGAAGGAAGAACUCUGGGUAAUGAGGUACCAAGAUCAGACACUUUCCCAAAAGUUGAAGGAUUUGUUCCCAGGACUAAUUUUAAUUUACGUUUCUUAUCACACAAAAUUAACAGAUCACCCAACAUGGGGCACACACGGACUACCCUAACUAUACUCAAAGUAUCUAACAGAGAAUCCGACAUGGAUCAAACUAUACAGUAGACACAAGCUGGAGCCUGUUCAGGUAGAUCCUUCUCUCUGGCAGUUUAUAUCACAGUAGAAAAGCACCUGCCUGCCUAACUUUUGACCUCACCAUUGUCCUCCUGCUAG
Messenger RNA from Ochotona princeps (American pika), 3582 nucleotides. It is a transcript of the gene SEL1L, whose product is annotated as SEL1L adaptor subunit of SYVN1 ubiquitin ligase. The record is from RefSeq and is a predicted model, not a curated record. Gene Ontology annotation, molecular function: protein binding. The transcript has 21 exons. Gene Ontology annotation, cellular component: endoplasmic reticulum membrane. Lineage: Eukaryota; Metazoa; Chordata; Mammalia; Lagomorpha; Ochotonidae. Gene Ontology annotation, biological process: ERAD pathway. Bases 102 to 2468 code for a protein of 788 amino acids.